UAAGAGAAAAAGCGUAAAAGAGAACCAAUAAUUCAAUCCCAAACUUCCCCUCAUUUAAAGAAAAAUAAACAACGAAGAGAUUGCGAGAUUCACCCAGAAAAUUCUGGCAAUCCACAAAUUUUGUAUAAAUACGCCAAUGCACUGCCGAAAUUCAUCAGUUUAUUUGAAAAUUGAAACAAGCUCUUGGUGAACUAAAGUUCUCUUAAAGUUAAAAUCGAGUACCUUUUUUAAAUAAUUAAAAAUAAAGUGUUUUGUUAAAGUAAAAGAUAGAAAAAAAGUAAACAAAAUGUCUUCAUUGCAAUUAUUGUUGGAUUUGGCUGAUAGUCUGGACUCUAUGUCCUCACCCUACUACAAUAGUGGCUUUGGUUUGGGUUUGGACCCUUAUCAAAUUCAGAGAUACGAAAGUCCUAGAAUUUUACGUUUGCCGUUGGCCUUGAGAAACCGUUUGGAAGACCAGCCAAUGCAAUUACGUUCGAAAAACAACUCUGGGACAAUCUCAAACAUUGGAAAAGAUGGAUUCCAGGUUUGCAUGGAUGUGCAGCAAUUCAAACCAAGUGAAUUGUCUGUUAAAGUUGUGGACAACGCUGUAGUUGUGGAGGGCAAACAUGAAGAACGGGAAGAUGAUCAUGGAUAUAUCUCACGACACUUUGUUCGUAGAUAUGCUCUGCCAAAGGGCUAUGAUUCGGACAAAGUUAAUUCGACAUUGUCAUCGGAUGGCGUUUUGACAGUGAGCAUUCCAAAGCCAGCUAUCGAAGAUAAGCCAGCUGAAAAAAUUAUACAAAUUCAACAAACGGGACCAGCACAUCUUAACGUGAAGGAAAAUGCUCAAGAGAAGCCCAAAGAAGUCGAAGACAAAAGCGCCAAAAAAUAAAAUUUUAAACUGUUUUGUGAAAAACAUACAUUCUUAGACUGAACUCAUUUAUAUUUCAACUUAUGUUCCAUUACCAUACUAAACUGCCUAUUUCAUAUUAAAAUAAAAAAUUAUUCAAAAUUUAAUUACAUAAAAA
This is a messenger RNA of Episyrphus balteatus (marmalade hoverfly), 1007 nucleotides long. RefSeq names its product heat shock protein 23-like. NCBI's taxonomy places the organism in Eukaryota, Metazoa, Arthropoda, Insecta, Diptera, Syrphidae. The record is from RefSeq and is a predicted model, not a curated record. The coding region runs from base 287 to 871 and encodes 194 amino acids. The transcript has a single exon. Gene Ontology annotation, molecular function: protein folding chaperone. Gene Ontology annotation, biological process: response to heat; protein refolding.